AUGCCUCCUAAAAGAUAUGCUAGAGAUCCCCCGAACGUCGACAUAGCUCAAAUGUUUGCUGGAUUAACUGCAUUAAUUCAGCAACAGGCUGAUCAACAGAGACAACAAAAUGAGUGUACGACACAACAAAUGCAAAUGAAGCAGCGUCCUGAUGAUUUCCAUGGUAGACAUGAUCCACAAAUUGUUGAAGAGUGGAUCAAUUCUAUAGAAAGUAUCUUUGACUACAUGAAUAAUGUUAGGUAUUGGUGGUCAUCUAUUAAGUUGACUCGAGCUGCUACCAACCUUACUUGGAAUGGUUUCAAAGAACUGUUUUACAACAAGUACUUCACUGAGGAAGUAAAGAAAAGUAAAGUGGCUGAGUUUGUGAGAUUAGCACAGGGUACCAUGACUGUUGAUGACUAUGUAACUAAAUUUGAAGGACUUUCAAGAUUUGUUCCAUGGAUAGUAGGUAAUGACAUAGAAAAGAUGAACUUCUUCAUUAAGGGUUUGAAAGCAGCUAUCCACAAGGAUGUGAGCAUAUCGAGGCCUCAGUCGUUCAGCGAAACAGUUGAACUGACUAUGAUAUUUGAGAAGGGUAUUAAGAUACAAGAAUUGAAGAAUAAAACUACUUAUGCCGCUAAGAAUGGCCAGUGGAAACCAGGAAGAAUUGCAGCAAAAGGGAAACAAAAGCAAGAGUGGCAACAAAAUGCUAACAAGCGGCUUAAGACAAAUAAUUCAACUGCUAAAUAG
This is a messenger RNA of Morus notabilis, 729 nucleotides long. RefSeq lists its product as uncharacterized. The record is from RefSeq and is a predicted model, not a curated record. NCBI's taxonomy places the organism in Eukaryota, Viridiplantae, Streptophyta, Magnoliopsida, Rosales, Moraceae. The transcript has 3 exons. The coding region runs from base 1 to 729 and encodes 242 amino acids.